Mauremys reevesii (Reeves's turtle) is the source of this 2202-nucleotide messenger RNA. RefSeq names its product beta-1,4 N-acetylgalactosaminyltransferase 2-like. The coding region runs from base 16 to 1590 and encodes 524 amino acids. The record is from RefSeq and is a predicted model, not a curated record. The transcript is spliced from 12 exons. Lineage: Eukaryota; Metazoa; Chordata; Testudines; Geoemydidae. Gene Ontology annotation, biological process: UDP-N-acetylglucosamine metabolic process; UDP-N-acetylgalactosamine metabolic process. Gene Ontology annotation, cellular component: Golgi membrane. Gene Ontology annotation, molecular function: hexosyltransferase activity.
UAAUGUAACUGGAAUAUGCUUUAUGCAAAAGGUCUCCUGAAAGUAUCCUCCCUGCUAGACGAUGCUGCCUUUCAGCUGAUGAAAGCCUCUCCGUGGUGCAGUAUGAAAUACUACUUCUGUGUCCUGCUCUUCUGUAUAGUCGGUGUGAUUUUAGUGGUCUUAGACUGGUGGUGGACAGAUGUGAAUCAGAUCAAGGGAGAGAUUUCAGAGGCUCAGUCUGACAUGAAACUUCUGUCACCAGAAAAAUAUAAGUCCUUGUUUAUCUACAAUGGAAUUUGGCUAGCUCCAAAGAAUCAGUGCGAAUGUGCCAAAGUCGACCAUGUGCAUGUCUACGAGAUGGAAGAUUAUAUCGAUAAGAAAGACCUUGCCUCAGUUAAAGAGAGGCGACAGAAGGAGUUUGAGCACUAUCAGAAAAGAUACCCUUCGAUGACUCAAGACAUAGUAAUAGCCAAACCAAACGUGCCAUUAAGCUAUCCUAUUCAAGGAGUAGAGGUGAUGCCGCUACACACGAUUAUGAUUCCAGGGCUUGGUUUGCAUGGAGUGACUGAAGAAAAGUACCAGGUGAUCCUGCGAGCAUCUCUGGGAACCCUCAAUACGCUUGCUGAUGUCUCUGAUGAUGAUGUGAGAGGACGGGGCAAGAAAGAGCUGAUCAUCUUGACCUCAGAUGUGGAGCUGCUGAAUUUCAUCCUUAAGCAUGUCACAUACACCAGUGUGGUCUACCAGCUCUCUGCAGUAGAUAUGAUGAGUUUUGAGAGCAGAGAUCAUGUUGCUCAGUUUCCUGUGAUCAUCCGACAGCCCAGCCUUCCAAAGCUGAUUGAUCCUGGAGCAGAUAGGAAGAUCAGCUCCCUGGUGACUAUCACGACGAAGACUUUCUUGCGCUAUCACAAACUUCGGCUCCUCAUCAAGAGCAUCCGACAGUACUACCCUGACAUAAAAAUCAUCGUCGCCGAUGACAGCGAAGUCCCGGAGAAGAUCAUCGAAGAGAACGUUGAGCAUUACAUCAUGCCCUUUGGAAAGGGUUGGUUUGCAGGAAGGAAUCUUGCAAUAUCCCAGGUCACAACCAAGUACUAUCUCUGGGUCGACGAUGACUACUUAUUCACCGAAAACACCAAAAUUGAGAAGCUAUUGGACGUGCUGGAGAGAACAAACUUGGAUAUGGUUGGAGGCAGCGUGAAGGGGGACACCUACAGUUUUCAGCUGCUGUAUGAGCAGGGUGACGACGGCGACUGUCUGCAUUUGAGAUACGGCUCCUUCCACAAGUUGGAAGGGUUUCCCAAUUGCGUGGUCACCAGUGGCGUGGUCAACUUCUACCUGGCCCAUACAGACAAAAGCAGACACGUCGGCUACGACCCUCUUCUGCAAAGAGUAGCUCACUCAGAAUUUUUCGUGGAUGGUCUGGGCAUCUUGCUUGUCGGUUCCUGCAGUGAUGUUUCUGUCGGUCACCAAGACCACAAUCCUGCAUCUGAUCCCAACCUGGCUAAGGUAGAAGACCAAUAUAAAAUAUUCCGGGACAACACUGAUGCACAGAUCAAAUUUAAGCUAGCUUUGCACUACUUCAAAAACCGACUGAAAUGCUACUCAACAAGAUAACCCUUUUACCCUGCUCUGUGCAAUUUCUACGGUAACCUCCCUGAUACCCAUGGCAGGUGUACGCUCUGGACUUCAGCCUAAUUGCCUUAUUUGUGCCACACUGGAUGCCUUCCUUUUUGCACCUACCUUUUUAUAAAAACUUUUUAAUGGGCUGAAUUUGGGAUUCUGGAAUCUCUUGGCCCAAACUUGAAAUGGACAAUGCAGUCAUAUGUAUUAUCUGCAUUCUGGUCCUGCUACAGGCCUUGUGAUGGUGUUUUCUUCAUUGCAAAGUUUCUCUGAUCAUAGGGUGAGGCAGUUUUGGCUAAUACUGAGCCAGAUUCAUAAUUGCUCUGCACUGUGUCCUUUCCAGCCAGUGCAGAGUGAAGCGGGGCAGGGUGGAAUUCCUACUGGUUUGAUCUGGUAGCACUCCAGAUCCUCCCUGCAUUUGAAUGGAUUAUCAGGGAUGCACAGAGUGUCUGACUUCCUUCUUGGAGGCGUACAGUAAUUCCUUGCUUAACGUUGUAAUUAUGUUUCUGAAAAAUGUGACUUUAAGCGAAACGAUGUUAAGCAAAUCCAAUUUCACCAUAAGAAUUAAUGUAAAUAGUGGGGGUUAGGUUCCAGGGAAAUUUUUUU